GUUUUUCAAUUGUCUAUUUUCCAGCUUUCGUUGUCUAAUUCAUCUUGUCAGAAUAUGUAGGUUUGUUUCGCGAUCAGAGACCCAUAGCUGUUCGUUUCCGAGAUCUUAGUGUAUAAUUUCUUACAUUAUACAUUACGCGGUACAUUAUACAUCGUACUUGAUAUUAUCAAGUGCAUCGUUUGAGGUUGAGACCGAAAUUGAAAAUGUGAGCGGUACCCGUUAUUGAUAUCGGGGCCAUUCGAGAAACUUCGUUGGAAUCCCAGAUUUGAUUUUUUUAGCGCGAAGAAAUGUAAUACACUCGAGCGCAAACGUUAUGCUUCAAAGUAUGCAUGUUGCGCGCGCUAUAUACAUAGAACUCGAGUUCACAAAUCCCAUAACGCAGAAGAUUGAAUUUCGUGAACCAUGAAGGACUAAAAUUGCUCUUCGUUAGUUAGGACGAAGCCUGAUCGAAAAAUCCUCAAUUUGCAUAGGAUUAGCGCGACUCUUCGUUUUAUUUGUGAUUAUUCGCUAACGUGAACUCGUCACUGAUAGCUUUUACUAGCUGAAUUGCAAAGCAACUAUCAUCGGGAUAUGCAUGUAUAUAUAACAUGAAGGGCUAUUACUUUGAUUCGAUAAGCAGUAUUCAUUUAUACAUAUGCUUGCUUGGCUGUUCUGAAGGCGUGCGAUAAAGUGUCGAAAUAUGAAUCGUUUAGCGUUAAUAAUUAAUUCGAAUUUACGUCACUCGUAUGUUUGAGCAAGAAAUUAAUUAGUGAUUGCAAUGCAGAAUGCAAUUUGAAUCAGUGUUAAUCUGGGUUUGUGUUGAAGUAAAGAUGUGCAGUAUACAGUCGCUAAAGGAAUAAGUUUUGUUUGAUAUUUAUUUGACUCUGCGCAGAACAUGGACGACCCACAACAUCGCGGGAAACUUUUAUUUGCUUUGGCUGCUUUUCUUAUGUUCUGCCUUGGUAAAUUUAUGCCAAUAAAGACUUGUCAAAAUGAUGUAAUAAAUGCAGUCACACAACCCAACUGUUCAGAAGCAUAUCCAUCUGAUAUUCAUGCAUAUCGUGCAUGCAUGUCGGCAUUUGCAUUGCAGCACAACUGGUAUCCUUCUCCAAUUGCUGGCUUGUUCAGUUAUCCAGUGUGGAACGGAUUUGAUGGUUUUUGGCAAGAUGGUGCUGCGCUUGAAACGCUUGCAAAUUUCAUGUGGUAUGGAAACAAUACAAUGUACAAGUCCGUUAUCACAGCCUCUAUCCGCGAUCUUUGGUCUCUGUUAGUAGCUUACGGACCUCAGCCUUCGUAUGAUGAUAUGGGAUGGUAUGCUAUCAGCUAUCUCCGAAUACACGAAGUUUUAGGUCCUGCAGAUGAUGAUCCAACGUCAUACAACAACUUUUUUGGAGAAACAAUACAAAUUUAUAAUUGGAUUUGGGAAUAUGGAUGGGAUGAAUACGGGGAAUGUGGUGGAGGAUUUUGGUUUGAUCAGACGUUGGGAUCGAAACAAACUGUUGAAAACGCCCAAAUGUUGUUUCUGGCGGCAAAAUUACACCGAAUUACUGGAAAUGACAGCUUUGCUAAUCAAACUGAAACAAUUUGGAAGUUCAUUGACGACAAUAAUAUAAUCAACAAUGUGACAUUCCUGGUAGCAGAUGGAAUAAACCUAACUACGUGUGGCAGCGAUGAAGUUUACGGACCUUCCUACAACAUGGGACUGAUGAUAAGUGCUUUGGUUGAAGCUGGUCCAGUACUUAAUCGAACUGAUGAAUUUUUAAAUAUUGCUCAUAGCAUCGCAUUUGCUGCGAUAAAGUUAUUAACAAAAAAUGGGACCCUGGUUGAAUACUGCACACCAACUUGUGACGACGAUGCAAAACUGUUUAAGGGAAUCUUUCUACGAAAUCUUCGGUACUUACUUGACUACAUGGACCAGAAUCCUAGAAAAGGGGACGUUUUCAGAAAGGGAGAAUACAUAAGUUACUUACGUAACAACAGCGACACUGUAUGGAAGUCUGAUCGUUGCGAGCCGUUGAAUGAAAAAUGCGAUGUGAUGUUCACGGAUGGACCUUCACUGAAUGACGUAACAGUUGGGCCGGUUUUUAGCAAAGACUUUAGAGGACCGUACAAUAUAUCUAACCCAAUAACUCAAACGGCAGUUUUGGAUUUAUUCGUUUCCAGCAUAAAUUCGGAGACCAAAUGUGCAGGUAAAGACUGUGGUUUCGACCCACCACAACCUACACCAAAGCCACUUACUUGUAAAAAUAACCCAUGUCCGCCAAAUCAACCAUGCUGUGCCUAUUCCGACUAUUAUACUUGCUGUGAACCAUCACAAAAAUGUGUGGCUGGAUAUUGUGUAUAAAUCAAAACGACAAUUCCUCAACAAAAUGGAAUAUUAUUUUAGCAUUGAAUGAGUAAUUUGAUACUUAUUAUAUCUUAAAAAACCACAAACAUAUCUAUCGUGCAAUAAAGACUUGAUUAAACUAUCUGUUAGGAGAUUUCAGGAAGAAGAUAUUGUUCACUUAUUUAUGAUAUAUUUUGGUCAAAAAUUCCCAGAUAUUUUCAUAUUACUUAUAGUUAUACUUAUGCAUGUUCUCACCUUUCACUGUAUAUCAAUGUACUAUUUUUGUCGGUUUUGUAUAUAAAUAUAUAUUUCAAUAAAUGAGUUUGACGCAGUAGAAACAAAUAUCAGCAUGUUUGCACCAUUGCUACAACGUUACUUCGUAUACAAGAUUUGUU
Styela clava is the source of this 2700-nucleotide messenger RNA. RefSeq lists its product as uncharacterized. The record is from RefSeq and is a predicted model, not a curated record. Gene Ontology annotation, biological process: carbohydrate metabolic process. Lineage: Eukaryota; Metazoa; Chordata; Ascidiacea; Stolidobranchia; Styelidae.